GGCAAACGAUCCACGAUCGACGACACAUCAUCGACAAACAAACCACAACGACGACGCAUGGACGGAUCAGCGGACUCCGUGCGCGAUUUUCAUUCACUUUUCAUCUAACUUCUCGCUCGGUUCUCAAAAAUAUAUAUAUUUAUGUAUAUAUAUAUGUGCAUACAUCUAUAGAUACUACUAACCCGACCAGUAAUAAACGAGCCAACCGGCCAGCGGUUUCCCAACUGCCCAGCGGUUCGUUCGGUACCCCAGCAGUCCAGCGGCGGCAGUUGGAAGGAAAACUCAUCAUUAUCCGUAAUAAUCGUUAAUGUUAGAACUGUACCGCUCCCCGCAAUUGACAAAACCAAACGUCGCGCUGUCACGUAAUGCCCAUUCAAUUUAAUUUCAUAAUUAAGUUUUUUGGAAUAUAUCGUACUGAGUGUGGGAAAAGUGCUGUCGCCAUUUCUCGUGAUUUUUUGGCAAGUAAGGAAUAUGAAAAGUGGACGAGAGUGUGUGUUAAAUUAAAUCACCGCAUUAUAAAUAACUUGGGAAAUUUUUAAAUCUAAAAUAUAUUCACGCCAAAUAGAUAUAUAUCUGCGAGUAUAUAUGUGGAUAUAUGUGAACGCGCCAAGUAAUCGAAGCGACAAAAAAUACGCAAAGUUCGAAAAAACGCGACAGAGUGCGGGACAGUGUGUGUUUGCCAAAUGUCACUUGUGUGUGCGUCACUGAAGAUAAACCACGAGCACAUAAAAAAACGCACACACAGACCGACAGGUCCGACAUAAAAAUAUAUAUUAUUCUAUUUACGCGCGUGUCUUGUAGCCAAAAAGUAAAUCUUAACCAGCCGCAUCAGAAGUCACAAAAUGGAGUCGAAACGCUCGAAAAAAGGACGCAAAUCUCGGUCAGCUCAAGAUGAGAAUUCUUCAGAACAGCAGCAGCAGCAACAGCAGCAAAGUCAUCAUCAUCCCUGGGACGAAGGCCUUUCAGCAAAGAGUCCCCAAACAAAUAGAGUAAUUCCCAGCACGGGCACAGCACUGACCCGAUUCCUGACCUGUAUGGCACCAGUGAUUGUGUCGCUACCUGGCGCUGGAACUAGCCCCACUGAGCAGCCGACCAUACUCCUGAUCAACGGCAUCGCCAGCGAUACUCAGCUAGAGGAGAAGCAAUCGAAAGCAGCCGCCUUGAAGUUAGCCCUCGAUAACAACAACACCGAGGCACCCCAGCCGCAUAUAGUGCCCACUACUCCCGGUGGCUCACAUCUCCUGGACUUCGAGUCCCAUCUCAUCGAGAGCAUUGCAGACGCAGAAGCCAGUGGCGUUGGUAUUAGGGAGUUAACACCCUUCGAGCAGGAACUACAGCAGGGCACCUCAAAAGUAGACACAAAUGACACGGAACCAGUUAUCGAGGUAGAGCCAGCUGGUGCCAAGACCAAACAGCCUGUGGAAAUUUCACCGCCGACACAUCAAAUCGCCGAGGUUGACGAGACGGCGGCCACUCCGUCGGAGGAAGUACGUCGCACCGCCGAGCAAUUGGUGGAUGAGAUCGAACAGGAGCUAAUCCAGGCACUCAACCGGGAUGUAGACGAGGCGCAACGUUUGCACAAGGAACAGAUCCAGCGAGAUCGCGAGGAGAUCAGCUCACUCACCCAACAGGUUGAGGUGCAGCUAAAUGAGCUGACCGGCAUCUUGAAGAACAAGCCCCAGGCGGAGAUUGUUUUGGAACUACCGACUGAGGAGGAAGAGCAAAAGCCAAAGCCAAUUGUCGCUGCUCCCAAUGAACUGAAGCUUGUGGAGGUACCCACUCCAAAGACCGAAGCCGAGGAGCAGGAACGCAAGGAGUUCAUUGACUCACUGCCCCAGAUUGAACAGAAUCGCCUGCAGGGUGUAGGAUCGGAGGAGACUGAUGCUCAGAAACUAUCGGCGGACUGCAAAAGGGAAUACUAUCAAUCCCUCAAGAAGUACCUCCUGCACAGCAGCCAGGAGAAGCCACCAGUGCCACUACAAACAUAUCGCUGGGAGGACCUGAAACGAGCCAAGGAACGGGGUGGCUAUCCGUGGACACAUCUGUACAAACGGCCACUGGGACCCGACGAGCAGCCGGAGAUUGUGCUGCUCCUGCGAAAGUCCCAGGAAUUGCGCUUCAAAUCUGAGUCUCCCAAGUCCCUGAAAAAGGUGCGCUACGACGAGCAGGUGCUGGUCAAAGAAACCGAACGUUACAUCCAAGAUCUUUCUGAGGACGAGGCAGUAGCCACCACCACCGACGACAGCAGUGAGGAGUCGUCGGAUUCGGAAACCGAAUCUGAACGGGAUCAGCACAACGAAGACGCUCUAAGCGAGUGUAUCUCCUGCGUUUCCGACUCCGUGCUUGCGGUUGGAGGUCACGCCCGACCACGUAAGACGAAUCGCUUGGCGCACAUCCGUGACCUGAUCCGGCGCAGGCGCAGCGGACGCACUCACGAGGACGCCCAGUCACUGCCUGGAAACUCCGCAAAUCCCAGUCGACAGAGUAGCCUUCACGAACUUGCUCCGCCACCAGGCUCCCUAAUCCCGAACACCGAUAAGCCUUCGAAGUCAAGCAAACCCAAGCAGGGCUUCGACAUCAUGAAGAAGCUGAAGAGCUUGGCCGAGCGGCAGAAGAAGCGUUUGAACAUAAAGAGGAUCACCCUUAAAAAGGAGGACAAGAUCGUUUUGGGGGAGCAGCAGAAGAUCAUGAAGCUGAAAGCUUCCCCCAAGUCUGAUCGCAGCGAGAUCCCACAUUUUAUCGAGAAGCAGGACUCCGAUGAUGUCCUGGAACUGGUGGAAUACGACGAGUCGCCAUGCCGCAAGCGCACCAAGGAGGAGUUGCUGGAGGAUCAGCCUAGUGCCAGUGGAAGCGGUAGAGUGCCAGAGCCCGACGAGAUCAUCGAGCUGCCAGUGAUCAAGACUGAAGUAGAUGCUCCCACAUUAGAGGUCACCGAGCCCGCAGAGGAAAAGCUGGAAAACAAAGCUGAAAAAGAAUCAGAGGUUGAGGAGGACCCGCCCAAGAAAACACCUCGCGUCCGGCGGGAACAUGUCUACGAAGAGAUUGGCCAAUUGGGAUCUCAGGAAUUGGUGGAUCAACCUAUCGUGGAACUGGAAUCUCUUAAGAAAUCCCUGAUGCGUCAGGACAACCUUACGAUUGAUGAGAUCGAGGCAGCCAAGGCAGUACCCCUAGAUCGCAUGGGUAGCAGUGAGGAAGAGCAGGUGACCGCCGGCAAGCCAGGUGCCCUGUUUGCCCCCAUCUCCUCCAUAGACUCUACCUCCUCUGAUGAGGAGCGUGCCCGCCUGGCACAGCUGUCACCAGUGACCGAGGAGAGUGACGAACCCAUGGAUAUUAAUCUAGAUCUGCGUCCGUCUCUGAAGAAAGAGGCAUCGCCAGCGCCCUCCGACAAGAAGGUGACCUUUUCCCAUGUUGAGGACGAAGCGGAACCCCAUCGCGAGGAUGUCGAGCUGCCCGAGGAUGUUCUGGAGGCGGCUACCAACGCGGCCAAAUGGAAAAAUGAGAGUGAUCAUGAAUACGAGCCCGUGGGCGUGACGCCGGCGCACGAACCCUCGCCAGCACUAAGUCCCCAAAACGAAUUGCACCUGCCCAUGGACAUCGAUGUGGCACUCAGUUCCGGUGGGACAACGCCGCGCACAGAAUCCCGUACCGACUACGAAAUUCACACCAGUCAAGUGGACUCGAGCGCUUUGGAGGAGUUGCCUUUGCAGCCGGAGAACCGUCGCAAGGGAUUCAUGGCUUCGGCCCAGGAUCGCACCAAAAAGAUGCAGGAUGGCAUCCGUCAGCAAGCUGGGAAAUUACGCACACGACUUCAAACCAAGCCUAAGCCCAAACCGGUUUCCGGAAGUCCAAAAGCAAAGGCUAAGGAGCGUAGGCGCUUCAAGGCUCCCGAGUUCUCGAAAAUCAAGAUGCCUGAGAUAAAGCGACCGGACAUGUCCAAGCUGAAGGAAAUAAAGCGACCCGAGUUCACCAAGUUCAACAAGCCGGAUAUGUCUAAAUUCAAGUUGCCGGAGAAGUUCUCCACACUGAAGUUGCGUCGUAGCAAGAGUUUUAAGGAGAACGAGGGGGAAGUGGUUUCCGAUGAGACUCCAGAAGGCACGGGGGCCACAGCAUCGCCCACUCAGUCUCAGCCGACGCCCAAAAAGAAGUUCGAGUUCAAUUUUGGUACCUAUCCACGUGCCUUCCGCAAAAAGAAGCCGGUUGAGGAGCCAGCUCCCGUGGCCAUGGAGUCAUCAUUGGGAACAGAAGGCUUAAGCGUAAUUCCCAGCACGGAAACGCAACCAUCACAGACAUCAACCAGCUCUCCUCAAGGGGAUCGUGGACCCGGACCCGUUCGCUCCCGCUGGGCGGAUAAGUUCUCGGACGUGAGUUACAAUGACAGUGAGGGAUCUCGUUAUAGACGAUACGGGAGCGAACUGGAAAGCUUUGACAGGGAAUCCUCCCUAGAACGCCGCAUGAAGGAGGAUCUCGAGGGCACCGAGGACACGGCUAGUGAAGCUCAGCCUCAACAGGAGAUGGGCAUCCUAGGUGUAGUUGCCGAUAGCAAACAGUUUGCCGAAUUCGAUGAAGAGAACCGCGCCAUUCACGAGAUAUCGAGCAAGAGGUCACGGGAGUUUAAGCGUCGCCCCAUGGUUCAUCAGGAUUCGGAUCUACGUUCAGAGGAUAGCAGAGAUGCCGAAGGUUGGACGGAGAAAGAUAUUCAGAAGAACAAGCUCCUGAGGAAAGCAGAAUUGGAAGCGGAAGCUGGAUUUUACAAGUUCCACGACUUGCAGGAUGCUCAAUCCACAGCUAGUUCUGGCAAAAAGGUGGUCAUGGAGACAAUCGAUGACGACGAGUUCUUCCUGCGCAAGCGUGGCAUUUCCGAAGAUAACAUUCAGCUGCGACAAUACAUCAGUGAAGCCAUUCGCGAGGGUUACGACAUGCCCAAUGCAUUGAAGCACGUUGGUUAUUCCGCUGAGCAGGUUCCGACAGAAUAUGGUGACUACGAUGUGCCGCCGGCCAAACCACGUCGCCUGCAUCGAAACUACCAACCGGACUUCGACUCCCAGGAGUUCCAGCGCAGCGAUUAUGGAGACGAUCUCUCAAUGUCUCAAAAUGGUAGUGAAUUUACACCAAAAAGACCACUUCGCAAAGCCCGUAGUCGCAGCAAAUACUCCAUUGAAGGCAGCCAGGAUAUUCCCCAUGAUGGCGGAAGCAGCAUUCAAUACUUUGACGACGAUGAAGAGUACCUUCGGCCACCGGUUAGGGAUCAACCGGUUACAGACUCCGAGCAAGCACUUAAUAACCUCGAUUUCGGCGGCAAGGCGGCGACGAUGAUUCAGGAGGAACUGGAGCAAGAGCGACAGAAACCCCGUCCGCAGGCACCGAGGCGCCAGAAGAAACGCACAAGGGAUGACGCAUCUGUCGACAAGGAUGCGGACUCCUUCAUCAACGGCUUCGGUGGAAGAUCAGUAUCGAACACCUUUUUGCAGCCACACGAAGAUGUAAUUGUUUAUCGCACUGAACACGAAUAUCGUCACAUACCGCUAGCCACGCCGGAUAGAUUUACGGACGCCACAUCGGCCCGAACGCAACGUUCUGAGGACGACCGAACUUCGCGUGGUGCCGACUCCCUGAUUUUGGACGGGCACAUAAAGUCAAGACCCGAGCCGGAGGACAACGAGAAUGUGGGCCCAAGGACAAAGAGCGACGAGAAGUUCGUUAUCGACAUGCUGGAGAGCGAUGGCUACGCGGUGGUCCGUAAGGAGACGCUCCCGAAGCCAACACCACCUGCCCGCCGGAAGAAAUUUACACGAUCGCCAGGUGAACGUUUCGCCACGUUGCCAAGCAUUCGUGGUUCACGAGGAUCCCCGCCACCGGCUCGACCACCGCCGCCACAGCAAUAUGUGCCCACUGAGGACUCUCCACUGGUGCCACGCCGCAGAUCCGCGGCCAGCAUGGACGAGAUUCCUUUGAUGAUCAAGUCGAACUACGAGUCACAGAAGCAGAAUCAGCCGGAAGAGGAAGAUGACUACGAGGAGCCGGGGGCCUUGGAUCGCUCCAAUCUUCAAUCAGGCGCAGUCAUUAACAAGAUGAAGUUCCGCCCGUUGCCUCCGCCCCCGCGUCCUCCACGCGAGAAGCGGUCCACAAGGGCAGGAAGCCAGACAUUGGAAAGUUACGAGGACAGUGAACAAGUUGCCAGUUCUAGCCAGGCGGAUAGCUACGACCAGGGUGAGUUCGAGGUGGAGGUGUCUACCCAGACUGACCCUCUGCCCGAUGAUUUUGUGUGCGAGGAGUUUGAAAUCACAGAAGAUAUGAAGAUCAUUGAACCACGACGCUCCAAUGGGUCGGGUAAUAAAACUCUCGAGGAUCUGUUGCGCAGUGUGGAGGCAGCUCAGGAACAGGAUGUGGUGGAUGGAGCUCGAGUUCUGUCGGAGGACGAACAGCUGGCUAAGGGUCUUCAGAGAUUCCGUGACGCUAACCAACGCAGCAUGUCGGAAAGAUCUCGGGCUUCCUCCCAGGCGGAUCGGUCUAAGUCGCUGAGUCGGCCACAAACGCCUUCGUCGGCGGUGAUAAUUGAGCGACGAGUGCCCACUCCCAGUCUAACUGCUGGCGAAGAUGACGCCGCUGUGCAGGCCUCGCUGAUUGUAAGGCCAAUCAGUGCAUCCGAUUUGAUAGACGACGACCUUCGCCGUGAAGAAGAGGAAUUACGUCGCGAGGGCUUACUAUCAGACAGCUCGGUGCAAAGUAAAUCCGACGUAGAGGAUGAACAUGGUGACGUGGCAUUGAGUGACUAUGCCGCCAGCUCCGCAGACUUGGAUGCAGCGGUGGAGCAAUUGCAGCAGGCUCAGCUGGAAAGUGACUAUGAAAGCCGGCUAGAAGAUGAUGAGGUGGAACGAACCCUCAGGGACAGCGAGUACGAGGAGGAAAAGUAUUCGGAACAGGAAGAAGAGCAAGAAAUAUCGCGAUUGGAAAAGGAACUUACUGAGCAGGAACUUGAGGAGGCCCUAGAAAAAGAACUGCAGGAAGCCAUGGAGAAAGAACUGUCUGACUACCGCCAAAAAGAAGAAGAGCAAGAGCAGGAGCAGACCUUCUCCGAAGAAGAGUUGGCUGCCUCUGAGAUCGAUUACCACCAAUCUGAAGAGGAACGAGCCACAUCCGAGGUGGGUUAUCACCCAUCUGAGGAUGAACAUCCGUUGUCCGAUGGUGAACAGCCACUUUCUGAGGAAGAGCAUACUCUCUCUGACACGGAACAGCCUGAGACCGAACUCCCAGCAGUUGAGGAACCAAUUCAGAAAUCCACCGCUAUUGAACCCACCACGGCUGAAGUUGAGCUCAAAUUUGUGGCCACUUUGCCCACCGAACCUGCUUUUGAAGACAAAGAGGAGGAAGUGGAGGAGGCUCCUUUGCCACCACCACGCCGCAAGUCUACGACAGCUCUAGAACCAAUUGCCACCACCGUCCUAACCAUUGCCGAACAGUCCAGCCGUGAACUUACGCCUAUUCAAACUUUGCAAUCUCCGCCAGAACCGCAAAUCCCUAGCCGACUUGCCGAACUGGAGGUCGAACGGCUGCGAGUACAUGCCCUACAGGCUGGUCAGAUCCAGGUAUCGCAGCUUCACGGAGGUCAGAUCAAAGCAGAUGAUCUGGAAUGCAAGUCUGGACAACUGGUAGUGCAAAACAUUGAACUGCCACCCGGAUUUAUUGAUGACAUUGUAGAGCGGGUACGAGAACAGCGUCCUUCUUUGCUGACCACCGAAACUCAGACUAGCCGACAGGCCAGCAGCGAACCCGCCACCUCCGAGAAGGAGUUACCUGUAAAACCACCACGUCAUAGCAAGACCACCGAGCAAUCGCCACAGGUUGCCAAUCUGGACGAGCAGACUCAAACGGAGGCUGGUCUAUUACCUCUGCCUCCACCGCCAUCGGCUUAUCCCAGUGUAGAGUACCUCCAGUCCUUGGCUCCACUUGCCUUCUACAAUCUCCAGCGCAGCGCUGAGGCUGAACAGGCGGAAGCCCUAUCAGCAGCCGACCGAAAAGCACCACAUAAAUGUCGACGUCGUCAUGUACAGGAGCACUUGGAGCCAGAAUCCGGUUCUGAAGUAGAGGAGCACUUAGUAGAGCGACCACGUUCACGGUCACGGCGAUCACGUACCCGUAGUGCCACCCAGCCUCUGGAAGAAGACUACGACGAGGAUCAGCCUAAGACAGUCGUUCUGGCUGGCCGACAGUUCAUCUCCGCCUGCAGUCUGGAGUUAGUUAACAUUAUUAACCAGCUGACGCAUUACGUCCGCGGCGAAGCGGUGGAACCACAGCAGGCCCCACGUAACAUAUCUGCACUGAUGGUGCUCUUCAUCCUGAUCACGUUCGGAGUGUUGAUUUUCCUGCUAACCGGACGACAGGUGCACACACACCACUGGGACUACUUUAAUCCGCCUGGAAACGAACACGGUCGGCAAGCGUGAGGGACUGUGGGGAGUCCCAACAUGGUUUUGCUAUUCUUUGGGGCGGUUUUGCAUUUUGGAGCAUCGAAUCCGGCCAAGAGUCUUGGCGGGAAGAAGAAACGAAUUUAAACGCGGCCAGGUGUCCGUUCGAAACUUGAAGGCCUUAAUGAUACUAACGAGAAAUUACUUUAGGAGAGGUGCGCCAAUGGGGGCGGAAAUGGGCGAGGGGAGUGCCCGUGCUACUAGUCACACAAAACAAUCGAUACCAGAAUCCCAGUUCAAUGAUCCAUCAUCAGACACAUACCGACAUCUAACUUGUACUAACAAAAAAAUAUAGAGGGAACAUUUUUCAACAUUGUCUACCAACGAUAUAGAGAUCUAUCUAUGAAAACAGCAGAGCAACAGAAGCAACGACCAUGUAUUAACUAUGUACUUAACAAUGCUAUGUACAUAGAUUUUUCAGUUUCAUGCGCAGAAGGAGCGAGGACCACUAAUCCAAUAAACACAUUAAACAUUUUGUUUGCUCAUUUUUUCUACCACAUAAGUCAAAGCGAGAGAUUCAAUUGUUGAAUAAAUUGUUGUUUAAUUUAGACCAAAAAGUAGGAAUUAAUAUACAAAACACACUCUUUUUCAUUGAAUUCAUUUGAACGUUAUAAUUUGAAAUGCGAGUACUUAACCAGAAAGUGAACAUAUAUACAUAAAUAUAUAGAAGCGUAUUUUCAAUAAAGCAAAAUUAUAUAAAAUAAAAA
This is a messenger RNA of Drosophila eugracilis, 9169 nucleotides long. RefSeq names its product trichohyalin. The record is from RefSeq and is a predicted model, not a curated record. NCBI's taxonomy places the organism in Eukaryota, Metazoa, Arthropoda, Insecta, Diptera, Drosophilidae. The transcript has 8 exons. The coding region runs from base 843 to 8441 and encodes 2532 amino acids.